AUGGUAGACCAGUGGACGCCAUUGCAAAAGGAGAUCAUCUCAGGGUUGACGGCAGGGUCCAUUACUACACUGGUAGUGCAUCCUUUAGAUUUACUGAAGGUUCGUUUGCAGCUAUCUGCUACGAACGCACAGAAGGUUCAUUAUGGCCCCUCCACGGUAAUUCAGGAAAUUGUACGUUCGUCGGUUAGUAACAGGCAUCGAACGUUGAACGUUGUAAAUGAGCUGUAUCGCGGAUUAACCAUAAAUUUAUGCGGAAACGCCAUUGCAUGGGGGGUUUAUUUCGGUUUAUAUGGUGUCACCAAAGAGCUGAUCUACAAGUUAGUGGCAGGGCCCGAGCAAAGCCAGCUUAAAGGCGCUAGCAAUGACCACAAGAUGAACUCGCUUAUCUACCUGUCUGCUGGCGCUGCCAGUGGAUCGAUGACGGCCAUCUUGACCAACCCUAUAUGGGUUAUAAAGACAAGAAUAAUGUCUACAAGUAAGGGUGCUGAAGGGUCCUACACUUCCAUAUAUAAUGGUGUUCAGCGAUUGCUUCGAACGGAGGGUAUCCGGGGCUUGUGGAAGGGACUUGUACCCGCAUUAUUUGGUGUUUCGCAAGGAGCCUUAUAUUUUACUGUCUAUGAUACUUUGAAGCAGAAAAGAUUGCGACGGAAAGAUGAAAAUGGCCAGAAUAGUCAUUUAACAACCCUUGAAACCAUUGAAAUCACAUCGUUGGGGAAAAUGAUCUCUGUCACAAUGGUUUACCCAUUUCAACUAUUAAAAUCAAACUUACAAAGUUUCAAGGCCAAUGAACAAAACUUUAGGCUCCUUCCAUUGAUAAGACUGAUAGUUGCUAACGAUGGCUUCGUGGGACUUUAUAAGGGCCUAUCGGCAAACUUGGUACGAGCCAUCCCAUCUACCUGCAUCACGUUUUGCGUUUACGAAAACCUCAAACACAGGUUGUAG
This is a messenger RNA of Saccharomyces kudriavzevii IFO 1802, 942 nucleotides long. It is a transcript of the gene FLX1, whose product is annotated as flavin adenine dinucleotide transporter FLX1. Gene Ontology annotation, cellular component: mitochondrion. Bases 1 to 942 code for a protein of 313 amino acids. The record is from RefSeq and is a predicted model, not a curated record. Gene Ontology annotation, molecular function: FAD transmembrane transporter activity; folic acid transmembrane transporter activity. Gene Ontology annotation, biological process: folate import into mitochondrion; nucleotide transport. The transcript has a single exon. Lineage: Eukaryota; Fungi; Ascomycota; Saccharomycetes; Saccharomycetales; Saccharomycetaceae.